Salarias fasciatus (jewelled blenny) is the source of this 1971-nucleotide messenger RNA. RefSeq names its product ATP-binding cassette sub-family G member 4-like. Gene Ontology annotation, cellular component: plasma membrane. Gene Ontology annotation, biological process: cholesterol homeostasis; transmembrane transport; cholesterol efflux. The transcript has 15 exons. The record is from RefSeq and is a predicted model, not a curated record. Gene Ontology annotation, molecular function: ATP binding; ATP hydrolysis activity; ABC-type sterol transporter activity. Bases 46 to 1971 code for a protein of 641 amino acids. NCBI's taxonomy places the organism in Eukaryota, Metazoa, Chordata, Actinopteri, Blenniiformes, Blenniidae.
CCGAGCGGGACCGCAACGCCUCAGCAGUCACGUCAGACAGCUGGGAUGGACAACAAGGCCUUGGAGCUGGACUCGGUGAGCAUCCCGAUGGAGGAGGGCGUGUUGUGUAACGGAGCCAGUCAGGACGCCUCCAUGCUCACCCACCUCAAGAAGGUGGAGAACCAGAUCACCGACGCUCAGCGCUUCUCACACCUCCCCAAACGCUCGGCCGUCGACCUGGAGUUCAUCAACGUGUCCUACACCAUCCAGGAGGGGCCCUGCUGGAGGAGGAGAGGAUUCAAAGCUUUGCUGAAGUGCCUGUCUGGAAGGUUCUGCAGUCGAGAGCUGAUCGGGAUCAUGGGGCCCUCAGGGGCCGGCAAGUCCACUCUGAUGAACAUUCUAGCUGGGUACAGGGAAUCAGGGAUGAAGGGUCAGAUCCUGGUCAACGGGAAGCCCAGGGAGCUGCGGACCUUCAGGAAGAUGUCCUGCUACAUCAUGCAGGAGGACAUGCUGCUGCCUCACCUCACAGCGCGGGAGGCCAUGAUGGUUUCAGCCAACCUGAAGCUGGAUGAACCCAUGGACGUGAAGAAAGAGCUGGUCAAUGAGAUCCUGACAGCUCUGGGGCUCCUGGACUGCGCUCACACUCGCACCAGCUCGCUGUCUGGCGGUCAGUGCAAACGUCUGGCCAUCGCCCUGGAGCUGGUCAACAACCCGCCCGUCAUGUUCUUCGAUGAGCCCACCAGUGGCUUGGACAGUGUGUCCUGCUACCAGGUGGUGUCUCUAAUGCGCUCUCUGGCUCUGGGAGGACGAACCAUCAUCUGCACCAUUCACCAGCCCAGUGCCAAACUCUUCGAGAUGUUUGACAAGCUCUACAUCCUCAGUCAGGGUCAGUGUAUCUACAAAGGUUCGGUUCCGUACCUCAUCCCCUACCUGAAGACUCUGGGGCUGUACUGCCCCACCUACCACAACCCGGCCGACUUCAUCAUCGAAGUGGCCUCAGGAGAGUAUGGAGACCUGAACCCGGUGCUGUUUGAAGCCGUCCAAGGUGGAAUGUGCGCUUUAGAGGAGAAGAAGAGUCCGUGUGACACCAACAGCUCCUCGGUCUGUACGGCAAAGUGCACCAUGGAUGGAGGGCACAUAGAGAGUCAUACGUUUGCCACCAGCACUCUGACACAGUUCUGUAUCCUCUUCAAGAGAACCUUCAUCACUAUAUGUCGAGACCAGGUUCUGACCCACCUCAGACUGAUUUGCCACAUCUCCAUAGGUGUGUUAAUAGGUUUGCUCUAUCUCAACAUUGGCAAUGAUGCCAGCAGGGUCUUUAACAACACUGGAUUUCUCUUCUUCUCUAUGCUCUUCCUCAUGUUUGGGGCACUCAUGCCGACGGUGUUGACCUUUCCUCUGGAGAUGUCAGUGUUUCUGAGGGAGCAUCUGAACUACUGGUACAGCCUGAAGGCGUACUGCCUGGCCAAAACCAUGGCUGAUAUUCCAUUCCAGGUGAUCUGCCCCAUCAUGUACUGCAGCAUCGUGUACUGGAUGACAGAGCAGCCACCUGAGGCCAGCCGCUACCUGCUCUUCAUCGCUUUGUCCAUCUGCACCGCCCUCGUGGCCCAGUCGCUGGGCCUGCUGGUCGGCGCCGCCUCCACCUCGCUACAGGUGGCCACGUUCGUGGGACCCGUCACAGCCAUCCCAGUGCUGCUCUUCUCCGGGUUCUUCGUCAACUUUGACACCAUCCCCAAGUAUCUCCAGUGGAGCUCCUAUGUGUCCUACGUCAGGUACGGCUUUGAAGGCGUGAUCCUGUCCAUCUACGGGAUGAACCGCUCUGAGCUGGAGUGUCCGGGGAAGGCCUGUAAGUUCCAGCAGCCUGAAGAGGUGCUGCAGCUGCUGGACGUGGAGGACGCCAAGCUCUACGUCGACUUCAUCGUCCUGGGCGUCUUCUUCCUCAUCCUGCGGCUCGCCACUUACCUCGUCCUCCGUUACAAGAUCAAGCCUUAG